UUUUCAUGAAUCAGAAACAAAAAAAUGAAUGGAAUUCAUUCAUAAAGUCAUCGAACAAUAUGAACUGUCUAGCUGGAUAGUACAGGUAUUUUAAUUAAAAGUAGGUCACUAAUUCCUAAUAGGAAGUCCUGCACUAUUUGCCACUAAUACACAUUGUGAUGCACUAAUAAUCUUGCAAAACUGUGUCACUUCCUUUUACUGUAAUGGGAGGAAGAAGAAUACCUGUAAAAAGUCCCACUAGUCUCCUAUAAGAGCACCUGUGAUCAGCAUGUAGAGGUGAACAUCACUGCAAGAAGAAAAAGCUCAUCCGACCUCAACAGGCUAAAUUGUCAAAAGCAUCAUGAAGACCUCCAUCAUCACAAAUAGUUUGCUCGUCUGCAUGCUGCUGUGCUGUCUAUGGGGGACGGCUCAGGCGAGGAAGCUUCAUCUGGGCAGCUGUGUUGCCAACAUUCAUACUCAUGAGCUCAGGCAUCAUUUGCAGCACAUCCGUGAGGGCAUGGUUUCGGGAGAUGAUCACAAAACCAUCAGAUUACUCAGAAAAGAUGUGAUGAAUAACUUACAGGUCACAGAAAGAUGUUGUUUCCUCAAGCAGCUUCUUCACUUUUACAUGGAUAAGGUCUUUAUUAACUACACAAGUGGCCAUUCCCUGCACCGCAGAACAACUAGCGUCCUAGCCAACUCUUUCCUUGGAAUCUCCAAGGACCUGAAAGCAUGUCAUGCCAAUGCACACUGCGAAUGCACUGAAGAAACCAGAUUAAAACUUCACAGCAUUCAAAACUUGUAUGACAAGCUUGACCACAAAGCAGCAGCAGUGAAGGCAAUUGGAGAACUGGAUUCACUCUUCGAAUGGCUAGAAAGUUUCCAACACCAUUAAUACCAUCAAGGCCAAACUAAAUAGGCUAGAUAAUGUUUUAUAUUUGUUAUUAUUAGACUAAGCUGUGUUAAUUUAUAGAUUAAAUUUUCUGUACUACUAAAGUAGAUAAAGUAACUCUAUAGAGUGCCAUACUGUAAAAAACUCAUACUGAGUUGUAAACUUAUAUUUAUGUCUGCUGUAUGUUUUCACAAUCGUAUGUAUAUGUAUAACUGAAAGAUAUAGAAUAAUUUAUAAAAAUAAAAACCAUGUCAAACUACAUGCAUUGUGUGUUCUGUUGUAGAUUCACUGAAACAUAUUAUAGGAAACUGAUGAUAAACCGAUGCAUCAUUUGAGA
Misgurnus anguillicaudatus (oriental weatherfish) is the source of this 1208-nucleotide messenger RNA. RefSeq names its product interleukin 19 like (gene il20). Gene Ontology annotation, cellular component: extracellular region. The record is from RefSeq and is a predicted model, not a curated record. NCBI's taxonomy places the organism in Eukaryota, Metazoa, Chordata, Actinopteri, Cypriniformes, Cobitidae.